AUCAGUGAACCUGGCACCUUGGAGUUCGUUCGUCAGAAAGGCUACAUUACAGAGCCUGUCGAAAGUAAACGUUGACGAAAUGACGGACGAGGAAAUGUUGAUGACUGUGCACAGUUACCCCGAUAACACCGAUGUACUCUGUCAUAGAAAGAUCAGGAUGGGUAAAAUCGGUGACGGCGGCUGGGAGAUCUGUGACGAUAUGGAAGUCAGGCCUAGGCAGCCCUGCAUCAUCUACUCUUUCGGCAUCAACAACGACUUCUCUUUUGAUGACGACGCGGCUAAAAUAUACGGGUGUCACGUGUAUUGUUUUGACCCCAGUAUGAAUGGUCAGGAUCAUUACAAUAGGUCAGACAAAGUACACUUCUACAAGAUCGGCCUAGACGGGAAAUCGUACACCAACAGCAAGAAUUGGAACAUGCUCACGUUUGCUGAUAUUCGGAAAAAGCUGCACCACGAAAACACGCACAUCGACCUCGUCAAAAUGGACAUCGAGAACUCUGAAUGGCCGGCCAUAAUGGACAUGACGUCAUCCGGUGCGCUAGGCGGUGUCCGGCAGUUCUUGAUCGAGUACCACAUGGACGGUACGACCCGUGGGGACCUCCAACCCCGGCUCAAAGCCGUGCAAGCUAUUGAGGCUGCCGGCUUCAGAAAGUUUUACUCACAUAAAAACGAGUUUAAUAAGUAUACGGUCCCAGGGUUUCCUGUGAUUAGGACCACGUGCUAUGAAUUACAUUAUCUGCGCAAGUAAUUAAAUAGUUAGUUAG
Messenger RNA from Physella acuta, 764 nucleotides. RefSeq lists its product as uncharacterized. The record is from RefSeq and is a predicted model, not a curated record. NCBI's taxonomy places the organism in Eukaryota, Metazoa, Mollusca, Gastropoda, Physidae.